This is a messenger RNA of Telopea speciosissima, 1490 nucleotides long. RefSeq names its product metal tolerance protein 9-like. The record is from RefSeq and is a predicted model, not a curated record. NCBI's taxonomy places the organism in Eukaryota, Viridiplantae, Streptophyta, Magnoliopsida, Proteales, Proteaceae. Bases 18 to 1229 code for a protein of 403 amino acids. Gene Ontology annotation, cellular component: membrane. Gene Ontology annotation, biological process: transmembrane transport; monoatomic cation transport. Gene Ontology annotation, molecular function: monoatomic cation transmembrane transporter activity. The transcript is spliced from 6 exons.
GAUUUUGGGGGAGAAAAAUGGCCGGAGAACUUGGAACAGAUUCCUCCGACUAUAGAACGGAGCUUCUAUUAUCUCCAACUAGGGAGAGAGAAGCAGUAGCAGCAGCAGCUGAACCGAACGAGCAGUCAUGGAAACUCAACGUAGACGAGUUUCGGUUUCCGGAAAUACCCAACCAUUCUCAUUCUGGUUUCCGAGACUUCUUGAGUCUCAGUAAGAAAGGAAAAAAGAUUGCAAAAUAUUACAAGGGGCAGGAAGAACUUCUUAAAGAUUUCAGUGAGAUGGAAAUAAUGAAUGAAUCCGGGUGUGUACCUGGAACCCUCACUGAGGGUGAACUGAAGGAAUUAGCGAAGAGCGAGAAGAUGGCAAUAUAUGUAUCAAACAUAGCGAAUUUGGUGCUUUUCAUAGCAAAAGUGUAUGCUUCGAUUGCGAGUAGAUCUUUAGCAGUGAUUGCAUCCACAUUGGAUUCUCUGUUAGAUCUGUUAUCAGGUUUCAUUCUCUGGUUCACUGAUCAUGCCAUGAGAAAGCCCAAUCACUAUCACUAUCCCAUCGGCAAGAAUCGGAUGCAACCUGUGGGAAUCAUUGUUUUUGCCUCAGUAAUGGCAACUCUUGGAUUCCAAAUACUGUUAGAAUCUGCACGGGAGCUUGUUACAAAGUCUCAUCCAAACUUAGACCAUGAAAAGGAGAAAUGGAUGAUAGGGAUCAUGGUUUCUGUUACCAUUGUUAAAUUUGGGCUCAUGAUAUUUUGCCGAAGAUUUAAGAAUGAAAUUGUUAAAGCUUAUGCUCAAGAUCAUCUCUUUGAUGUGAUUACCAACUCCACUGGUCUAGUAACAGCAGUCCUUGCAGUUAGAUACUAUUGGUGGAUCGAUCCAACUGGAGCUAUACUAAUAGCACUAUACACAAUGGGUACAUGGGCGAAUACAGUGAGAGAGAAUGUGUGGUCAUUAAUAGGUCGAACAGCACCUCCAAAUUACUUGUCAAAGCUAACAUAUCUGAUAUGGAACCAUCAUGAAGAGAUCAAACUCAUUGACACGGUUAGGGCUUAUACAUUUGGUUCACAUUACUUUGUUGAGGUAGACAUUGUCCUUCCAGAGGUCAUGCCCUUAAAUCAAGCUCAUAACAUUGGUGAGACACUGCAAGAGAAACUAGAGCAACUCCCUGAGGUGGAAAGAGCUUUUGUUCAUAUAGAUUUUGAGUGCUCUCAUAAGCCAGAACACAAGACCAAGGUAUGAAUGAGAUCACUAUUUCAUAAUUUAUCAGGGAUUCCAUAAUCAGACCUCAUUAAGAGAGAGAGAGAGAGAGAGAAUUAAUUUAUCACAAUUUUCAGGUAAUUAGAUUUCUUCAGAACCAGUGCAUUGGCUUCUUAGAGGGUUUAGUAUAAACCUCCUUUGUUAUAUUUGUGUUAUUUGAGUGAGAUGGUUUCCUUAUUCAUGGAUGUAAUAGUUCACCGAGUUUGGUGAUGAUAUAUCCUCCUUUCUUAAAUGUUUUGCCUU